Molecule: messenger RNA, 3531 nt
Organism: Caenorhabditis remanei
Lineage: Eukaryota; Metazoa; Nematoda; Chromadorea; Rhabditida; Rhabditidae
Exons: 9
Coding region: 1-3531 (1176 amino acids)
Biological process (GO): mismatch repair
Cellular component (GO): nucleus; MutSalpha complex
Molecular function (GO): ATP-dependent DNA damage sensor activity; mismatched DNA binding; ATP binding
Source: RefSeq, a predicted model, not a curated record
AUGUCGAAGCGACAGAGUUCAUUGAUGUCUUUUUUCACGAAGACUCCGAAAUCGGAUAAACCAGAUGAGAAAGGCGAAACAAAAGAAUCAAAGAAAGAUGAAGAUAAGAAAGUUUUGAAAAGAACUAACUCACAAACCGUCAGCAGCCCUGUGAAAAUAAUAAAGAACACUCCAAAACGUGCCAGAGUAGUAGUAUCAUCGUCAUCAGAAGGGGAAGACGAUGACAAAGAUGAAGAUUUUGAAAUGAACGAAGAUGAAGCAGCCAAUGAGUCUACAGAUGGGUCCGAAGUGGAUGAGAAUGCAAGUGAUGAUUGUGAAGUCACGUAUGAAAGUACUCCUCAAACAACACCCAAAAACACUCCAAAAAGAGCGAAAAAGAUGACGAAAAGACUCGUUGAUACUCCUAAAAGUGUGAAAUCAAGUGGGCUCUCGAAAGUCAGAAAAGUUAUUCCGGAUAUCGAUGAGGUUUCAAUGGUUGCAGUUAAAGAGAAGAUGAACAAAAUCAUGGAAGGAGGAGGUGAAAAAAGAAAGAAUGUUGAAAAAGGUGGCUCUAAGAAAAAACAAGAAGAAGAACCCGCAGAACGAUUCGAUCAUGAAUCACUUGACUGGCUCAAACCUGAUAAAAUUCGCGACGGAUGCAAACGUCCAAUGUCUGAUCCUGAAUACGAUCCGAAAACUUUGUGGGUUCCUCCAGAGUUCCAUCAAAAACAGACACCUGGUCAUCGGCAAUGGUGGACAAUCAAGUCACAACAUUUCGAUACGAUCAUCCUUUUCAAAGUAGGAAAAUUCUAUGAAACAUAUCACAUGGAUGCUGUUGAAGUUGUUCGUGCAUUGAAUAUUGCUUUUAUGCGAGGAUCCUAUGCUCAUGCUGGCUUUCCCGAACACGCUGCUUCCAAGUUCGCCGAUCAGCUGAUGAACCAUGGUUAUAAAGUGGCUCGAGUCGAACAAACUGAAACGCCACAAAUGCUUGAAGAGCGUAACCAAAAGACUAAAGCAAAGGAUAAAGUGGUCAGAAGAGAAGUUUGUAGAGUAACUUCGAAUGGAACUAGAACGUACGGAGUGCUUGAUGGAGUCGACUUAGGAAGUGCCGCAUCUACUCUUGAUCCAACUGCAAAACAUUUACUUGCAAUCAAAGAGUUUCAUAAUGCUGAAACUGGAAAGUCUUCUUAUGGAAUUUGCAUGAUUGAUACUACUACUGCGCAUAUCAGAAUCGGGCAGUUCGACGACGAUGACUAUCGUUCCAAACUGCGCACACUUCUGGCAAAUGUUAUCGUCGUGCAGACACUUGUGGAAAGAAACACUAUUUCGGCUUCAACCAAAUCUAUCAUCAAUGGAAUCCUUUUCUCUGUUCCGAUUGAGCAUCUUCUUGCAAAGAAACAAUUCAUGACAUCUGAUGAUGUCGUCAGGCUAGUUUCAAAUGAUGAUUACUUUGGAUCGGAUGUAUCCGGAUGGCCGGACGUUCUCAAAUCGAUGUUGGACGAAUCUAGUGUACUCCCUAAACCAUCAUCUGAUUGGAACUUGGCCCUUUCCGCUUUUGGAGCUAUUGUUUGGUAUCUACGAGACAGUUUGAUUGACGUGGACAUGUUAUCAAUGCGCAACGUCACCUUUUAUGAUUCCAAAACCUCGAAAACUGAGAAACAGUCGUCAAAAGACAAAAAAAUUGACUGGACAGGUAAAAAUCUCAUUCUGGAUGGUACAGCUCUUGAGAAUUUGAACAUUGUUCCCAAUGGAAGAGAUUCUCACCUGACUUCUCUGUACUAUGUCAUCAACAAAUGCUCCACUCCAUUUGGUCGUCGUUUACUCCGUUCCUGGCUUCUUCAGCCAACUUGUGAUCCGAAGAAACUGCAUCUCCGCCAAGAAGCUGUCAAAUGGAUGACUUCUUCAGAUGCAACUUCCUUCGUCAAUGUCGCCACAGCUACAUUGAAAAAGAUCCCCGAUUUGGACAGACUCCUUCAAAAAAUUCACACAAUCGGAUUGAAGUAUCGUGCGGAGAAGCAUCCUGAUAGUCGUGCGAUCUUUUUUGAUACCAUCAAAACGAAUCAAAAAAAGAUUGGAGAGUUGUUAUCUGCGAUUGAUGGUUUCAAGUUAUGUAACCAACUACGUAAGGAAUACUUGAAAGUUCAAAAGGACGGGGAAGGUUGCGAACUUCUCGAUGAAUUGCUUGGGAAUGAACAACAGAUGGAAGAAGUCGAUGAAAACAUAUAUUUCUUUGAGAAAAUGUUCGACCGUACAACUGCUCAAAAAGAUGGAAAAAUCGUUCCAAACGAAGGAUGUGACGAAGAAUACGAUCAAGCUACUGCAAGAGUCAAAGAAGCACUGGGCGAGUUGAAUGCUUACAAAGAUACGAUUGCAAAAAAAUACAGCUGCGCGAUCAAGUUUGUCGAUUCUGGAAAAGUCAAGUAUCUCCUCGAGAUGCCAGAAAAUGCUAAAGUUUCAUCAUCGUUCGAGUUAAAAUCUAGAAGAAAAGGAUUCAUUCGCUACUCGACUCCGGAUUCUGAAGAAUUGGUCGCUGCUCUUGAUACUGCUGAAAAGGAGAAAUCAAAGUUAGGAGAUGAUGCAACACGUCGUGUUUUCGAGCAGUUCGGUCACAAAAAUCCAGUCUGGCUUGAGACGGUUCGACUUGUUUCCAACUUUGAUGUGCUCACAUCUCUCGCUACAUUCUCAAACUCUUGUCCGUUUGAUAUGUGCAUGCCAGAGUUCGAUUUUGAUUCGACGAAGCCGUACCUCGUUGUUGAAAAAGGAGUUCAUCCAUGUCUCGCACUUCAAUCGAGAAAUGAAGUGACUCAAACAACUUCAUUCAUCGCUAACAGUACAAUUAUGGGUGAAAAAGAAGCGGCCGUCAUGCUUCUCACUGGUCCUAAUAUGGGUGGAAAGUCGACUUUGAUGAGACAAACCGCAGUUCUCGCUAUUCUUGCUCACAUUGGAUGUAAGGUGCCAGCGUUCUCAAUGCGUCUUACCCCGAUUGAUCGCAUUUUUACCCGAAUCGGAGCCAAUGAUCGUAUCAUGUGUGGAGAAUCUACCUUUUUCAUCGAACUGAAGGAAACAGAUAUUAUGCUGAAAAAUGCAACAAAACAUUCGCUUCUACUUGUCGAUGAGCUCGGCCGUGGAACAAGUACGUUCGACGGAACUGCCAUCGCUUCUGCAGUCCUCCAAAAAAUCGCGGAUGAUAUUAUCUGCCGUACAUUCUUUUCUACUCACUACCACUCCAUCUGUGAUUCAUUUACAAAUCAUGAAAAUGUCAGAUUGGCUCAUAUGAAAUGCGUCGUGGACAAAGAAAAUAACGAGGAUCCAACAAUGGAAGAUGUUACAUUUUUGUACGAAUUGGAAUCCGGAAUUUGUCCAAAGUCAUACGGUUUCUAUGCUGCCAAGCUGGCUGGAAUCGAUCAUCAAGUAGUUCGUAACGCCUACGCUGAGAGCAAUAAGUUCGCGUCGAACUUGAUCAUUGACCCAAAGAUUCGUCACCUGGUUGAAUGCGCUCGUAAUGAAAGUUUCGAUGUCAGCAAACUGAGAGAAAUGAUUGAAGCUAUCUAA